Messenger RNA from Toxoplasma gondii ME49, 2911 nucleotides. RefSeq lists its product as hypothetical. Lineage: Eukaryota; Apicomplexa; Conoidasida; Eucoccidiorida; Sarcocystidae. Gene Ontology annotation, biological process: dephosphorylation. The record is from RefSeq and is a predicted model, not a curated record. Gene Ontology annotation, molecular function: phosphatase activity. Bases 131 to 1855 code for a protein of 574 amino acids. The transcript is spliced from 8 exons.
AACGUGGUAGUUUCGUCGAACAGGAAGCUGCUCGCAAGGAAAACACGACCCGCAGAAAGCUCGGCGCGGUCGACAACCCCCGUCACGAGACGUCAAAAGAUCUCCGCGUUGCUCCUCAAACUCAAGUACGAUGGAGCUGGGAAGCUACUCGGAACGACAGAGACAGAGGGACCCGCUAAACGUGGAACAGGAGCCUCCCAUUUCUGCGUUUAACCAGGGACCUUCUUCGCGUUCAACUGCCCUACGCUCUGCUUUUGCGGGGGGCUGGCUGGGCGGCGGUGACAGCAGAAGUGACACCCCAGAUGACGGCGAAUUCAUUUCAGGAUACUCCCCGUACGACGUCGCCUACAGAGGACAAGCCUACGGAGACAGUGCGUUGAUGAGUCGCACCCCGCCACCGGAUUUGAAGGCGCGUCGUUUCGUUUUUCUUCUUGUGGGGGGCCUCAUCGCCACUGCUUCUGUCUACUUCCUCUACAAUCGAGCUCCGCAGCCAGGCCUUCUGGGACACACAGAAGGAGACCCCUGUGUCGUCGACCGGUCUGAGGCAUGUAGCGCCUAUCCCUUCUAUGGGGGCUUCAAUGCGAACCUGGUGCGCAUGAUUGACGCCGACACAACAACAAAGAAUUUUCUAUUUCGGUCGGCGAUGCCUCUGGAUCCCGAGACACACAACCUUACGAUUCACAAGGUCCAGAUGGCUGCCGCGGAACAGGCUGCGAACAACGGCUUGCAGCUGCCUCCUCGUGCCAAGAUGCUUUUCUUCACACUGGAGUGGGACGGGUACAACGGCCCGUUGCUCGAGCGAUGCGAAAUUGCGAGAGAAGCUUGUCAGGCCCGCCAGUUCCCAGGUGUAGGGACAGUGCACUGGCCGAUCUAUGGCCAGAACAUGAAUCCGUUUCGGCUGGCAGAAGGUUCGCGAGCGGCGCUGGCGCGGACGUUCGUGGACUGGGACGCCGACAACUUGGAGCAGAAAGUCUCGACUUUGCAUCAGCUGGUCCACGUCUCUGUGAAAGACAACGCUGCGGUCUUCGUGACGGCGGAGGGGAAGUCGGUCUUUGCUGGUGCCCCUCUGGAUCGCCAAGAUGUCUCUGGAGACAGCGUCUCGACGGAGAGCGGGAGGGACGGCGAGGUCCUGACGGAGGAGGUUCCCGUGAUCUCCGUCAUUCACUGCCACCACGGAGUCGACAGAACCGGCGCUUUGACUGCAGCAUACAAAAUGCGCUAUCUCGGCUUCUCUCUCGACGCGGUUUUCAGGGAAGCAAGAGCUCUGGGCCAGAAUCUGGUGGAGAGCAUUUACUCGAUGUUGUGGUACUGUCUGUACUUGGAGACCGCGCUGAAAAUGGAGACUGCAAAGUGCUACGACGUCGUGGGGUCGCAUGCAAAUGCCCAGUUUUUCACCAAUGGCCAGGCGCCUCACACUCCGCCUGGGAUUCUUCCAAAUCCGCUCCCGACUCCGCCGUUGACUCCGAGGCCCCGGAGCUCGGAGUUCCUCGUCGGAGCCGCGAGGAGCGACUUGCAGGCGAAGCCUGACGGAGAAAAACAGAACGUUUCUGUCGCUUCAGACACGCAACGUCCGGCCGAGGCAGCCUCGCCCCAGGCGAACGCUGCCGGAGAACCGAAACCAGCUUUUCAGGCUGGGGAAUCACAGGGAGGGAGUCAACAACCGCAGCUGUCUCCGCAGCCUCAGUUAGCCUCGAGCCCCAGCUCUUCUCUUGCUUCGGGGACUCGCGGCACGGACGCGAACUCGGACGCGAAGAAGGCAUCUUUCGACGCAAAUGUGAAUGCUGCAUCGUCCCCGCUUGCGGCGACGACUCCAGAGCAUCCAGUUGCGGAGCCUAGAGGGGAAGAGCGCAACUAAUCGAUUCUGCGGCUGAAUUCGCGGGGUAUCUGGACACCGAGGAUGAAGGCUGAGAGUCGCAGAGAAGACGCUCUGUGUCGGCAGGGAGUGAAUGGGCAAAAGACCGCGCAGAAAAACCGCGAAGCGAUCUUUUUUCUGUCCAAGUGGGAAGUCCGGUGGAUGGAGGAAACUGUGGCGAGAAGCCGGAAACAGAAACGAGGUGUGCCGUCGGAAAACAAUGUGCGUUUUGUGUUGUGGCAAAGCCGGGAGCUCUCUCGCCUUUGCAUGCCCGUGGGUGCCAGGCGUAUGAGACGCGCUUCUCGAGACCGGAGAAAGCGACGUUUCCAAGCGAGCAAGUGCAUAGAUCGUUCCUAGACUCAGAGGAGAUUCCGUGCGACAGAAAAUGCAAAGAAUCCUUCCUCGAAUGCAUAGCAGUGCAAGUUGUCAACAGAGGAGUCCUCAACCGUAAAUGCGGAGCUCGGUACGUACAGAUUGCGCAAGGACGAACUGUCGGCUUCUCUGUGCAUCUGUUACGGGGGAAAGGGACAGCGUCUGCAUUUCCUCUACGUUCCGCUAUUUUCAGAUGCCUGCCGCGAGGCCGUAACUUUUUCAAGAGCUCGGAGUUCGAAAGGAUUUCGCUCGGGGGAGGAUCUUCACCUCGAGGCACCCGGCGAAAGGCAAGCGCCGGUUCCUCAUUUGUUUUUCGAAGGAUCUUUUUUCGACACUGUGGGAGCUCGGCGCAGAGCUGCUGCUCUUUUUUGACAAUAGAGAUAGAGUGCUCCGUGCAUGCGUCUUCUUGUGGGCGCAGAAAUUGCAUGUGAGAUACUUUUCGACUGGGGGAGGUGAUCGAAAACGCCGCUGGUCAUGACGCCUUUCCUACGCAAAACUGAAGUGUGGAAAGCGGUAAGAAAGCUGCGAAGCGCGGCAGGAAACUCAAACAUCUCUGGGGUGCAGAACUCGAAACCUCAGACGAAUGGACUUAACCAGUCCAGGUUGAACUGCGUCCACCUCACCGUGGUUUCUCGCUGAUUUCCCUGCAUGCCUCCGAAACCGUGAACUUCUUGAGUCCGGACUCGG